AUGAGCUCCAGCCAGCCAGGGACCUGCCCAUGCCAGGGCUCUGCAGGUCGCCCAGCCAUCCUGUAUGCACUUCUAAACCCUAACCUCGGAGCCAGCACGGCCACCGACGUGUCCCCAUCCCGCAGCCACUGCUUGUGCCAGCAGCACAGGCCUGUCCGCCUGUGUGCUCCACACCGCACCUGCCGGGAAGCCUUAGAUGUCCUGGCCAAGACAGUGGCCUUCCUCAGGAACCUGCCAUCCUUCUGCCAGCUGCCUCCUGAGGACCAGAGGCGACUGUUGCAGAGCUGCUGGGGGCCCCUGUUCCUGCUCGGGUUGGCUCAAGACACUGUCACUUUCGAGGUGGCUGAGGCCCCAGUGCCCAGCAUACUCAAGAAGAUCUUGCUGGAAGAACCCAGCACCAGUGCUACCAGCGGCCAAAUGCCAGACCGGCCCAGACCCUCACUGGCUGCGGUGCAGUGGCUUCAGCGCUGCCUGGAGUCCUUCUGGAGCCUUGAGCUCAGCUCCAAGGAGUAUGCCUACCUGAAGGGGACCAUCCUCUUCAGCCCAGAUGUGCCAGGCCUCCAUGCCUCCUCCCUCAUCGGGCACCUGCAGCAGGAGGCUCACUGGGCACUGUGUGAAGUCCUGGAGCCCUGGCACCCAGCUGGCCAAGGCCGAUUGGCCCGAAUUCUCCUCAUGGCAUCCACUCUCAAGAACAUUUCGCCCACCCUUCUCGUAGACCUCUUCUUCUACCCCAUUAUUGGAGACGUGGACGUUGCUGGACUGCUUGAGGACAUGCUUUUGCUGAGGUGA
Messenger RNA from Jaculus jaculus (lesser Egyptian jerboa), 789 nucleotides. RefSeq names its product nuclear receptor subfamily 0 group B member 2 (gene Nr0b2). Gene Ontology annotation, molecular function: transcription factor binding; transcription corepressor activity. Gene Ontology annotation, cellular component: cytoplasm; nucleus. NCBI's taxonomy places the organism in Eukaryota, Metazoa, Chordata, Mammalia, Rodentia, Dipodidae. The record is from RefSeq and is a predicted model, not a curated record. The coding region runs from base 1 to 789 and encodes 262 amino acids. The transcript is spliced from 2 exons. Gene Ontology annotation, biological process: negative regulation of transcription by RNA polymerase II; circadian rhythm.